Caenorhabditis auriculariae is the source of this 3078-nucleotide messenger RNA. The record is from the annotation of a GenBank genome assembly. Lineage: Eukaryota; Metazoa; Nematoda; Chromadorea; Rhabditida; Rhabditidae.
AUGAAAAUAGCACGGAAACAUGAGAGGUUCGCCUAGAGACGAGGAGGGCCUAGAGAAGCUGCAAACUCUGGCGAAAUUCCAGAGGGUUAAAAAAAAAAUAAUAGACCUUCUACAGAGAAAAUAAGAGCUCCAAAAGCAGAAAACAAGCGUUUUGGGAGGAUUUUUGGUGCAUGAAUUAUUGGAAGAGUCAUAUUACUGGACGGCAACGCGUCCUCCAGGAACAAUGGUUGCCGAGCGACGGCUCCGAGGAGUCGUCCUGACACACUUUGGAGGACAACCAUGGCGAGCGGGACGGCUCUGAAGGUCGUCUACGGACUGCUGCUCAUCGUCGGAUUCCUGCUCACCGUCGUCGCCACGUUCACUCCCGGCUGGAGGAGUUAUCGGGGAGAUGGCGCCCCGGACAUCGGUCUUGUCUCCCGCUACUGCGGGGACGGCAACCGACAGCUCACGCAGUACGACUGCAGAGAUUGGGCUUGGGUAAGCGUUAUUUCAGUUCAUUUUGAUCCAGAUGACUCAUCCAUCAACUUUAGAAGACAAUACUGAAAAGAAGCUCAAAGUAGAUCAUAAUAUUUUUAUCUCAUGUAGAGACUGAGCUUGGGUGAGGUUUUCGGAGUUUCAUAAUUUUUUCCUAAUCGAGAUUAAACAUUGAUAUUCAUAAAGAUUUCUAAAUAAAAUGAACUUUAGUAGGCGUCAUAAACAAAAAUAGGUACUUAAAGCAAAACCGUCCGAAAAAAACUCGAUAUUUGGUCGUUGUGAAGCUUUUUCAAUUUUUUUCGACUCUUCGAACUUUUUCCGAGUUUAUUCAACUUUUUCUGAAUUUCGAAGCAUCUCUAAUUUUUGUAUAAAUUUAAUUUCACGCCUUGAGAAUAUCUACUUUUUCGUAUAUAGACCUUAAAAUGAGAUUUUUUUCCCGAUUUUUUUGAUCAAAAAAAUAUUUUUUUGAAAAAUGUAAAGUUCUGAGAAACUUCAAGGGGUCCCUAUAGGGGGUUCCAAAGGGACUUCUAAAUCUUUAGGGGCUUUGGAGUCCGACCUUAAACCCUUAUAGGGACUCCUAAGAUUUUUACCCCUAUAGGGGGCCCUAUUGUACCAUCCUUAUUGGCCGGCCAAAAAAACUGAUCUUUGGAAUUAAGGAAAAUUUAGUUUUGUGGGUAGGGUCCGCAAGCCAUUUCUUCAGAACGAUUCAAAAAAUAUGUUUUUCACAUUGUUCGAUAGAGGAGACUGUCCAUUUUCAUAUUCCGUUUAGUUUUUGAAAAAAGCUCCACUAAGAAAAAAGAUAUGGCCAAAAAACUAGCGCGCGCGGCGUACAACUGAAGGCAAAAUCUCACGGUUUACCCGCUGCCGCACGCUUUCUUUUUAAAUGUUUUUGCGCGUUUCUGGACCGUUUUUAAAUCGGUUUUCUGUUCUGAAAGGUUGUCCGAACUGAGCUUCAUGUUUUGGUAUGAAUCUUUUGUACAAUCCUCAUAAGAAUUUUUUUGAUAAAAUAUCAAAAAAACUACCUAGAAAAAAAGGUCAAAAGGGAUUUUUUUCAGCUUAUUUUUUUCUUCUUUCUACUCAGAAAAAAAUUAUUAUCAUUCGAUUUGGAAAAAAAGAAAAAAAUGAAAAAAAUAAUGUUAUUUCGAAAUAAAAACAGGAAAAAAAGUGCAAUUUGACUCCGAAAAAAACGGCUCCUGCGACAUUUAAAAGGGCGCAUCGGUGUGUUUGACGCAAACACUGCUACGGACGCUUGCACGAAAUCUUCCGAAAUUUCAAAAAAAUUGUCAUUUUUUUCGAGGUUUUUCAAAGCCGUUAUUUUUUUCGCGUCGAUCGAUUUUUUUUCAUAAUUUUUUUUCAUUGAUAGAGUUUUUAAACGCUUAAUAACCUGAUCAAAAAGUAUAGACGCGAUCCUAUUCUCUCAUGCGACAACGAGGCAGGCGAAAAAAGGAGGUUUUGGUAAAAUUCAAAUAUAAUUUGAUUCGCUGUCCCAAUAAUUGUUUUUCAUUUUGAAUUUUUCAUUUUUGGACACACUGUUAGUUUUUAAAUCAAAUAAAAAAAGUAUACCAUGUCGCUGAAAUUUUUUUCGCAUUUCAGCUUCAAAGUUUGGUGUCACUUUACAAGCUUUAAUAUUUUUUUUCGCGUCGGUAGAUUUUUUUCAUUUUCACUCAAAAAAAUAAAGAAAGUGUUAAUGUAUAACAUACUUAAAAAUUUAGAAGCGUUCCUCACUUGGUUUUCUGAAACGCGACGAUUUUGUGAAACUUGUCAGUUUUUUUCGUGUUAAAUAUUACUUUUUUUGCUUAUUUUUUUGAAAAAAAUACGUAGUUUUAAAAAAAUAUUCAGUCUUGUAGAGCGUUGUCGAUUACAUAGAUUAACAGAAACAGUUCAUUUUUAAAGUGAGACUUUAGCUAGUAUAAACGCCUCAAAACCGUUUUUGCAACAAAAAAAUCGUCAUUUUGGUGGCGUGAAGGGGCGGGGCUUUGCGCCCCCUAUUUGUGGGUUAUUUGUUACGCUUAAUCGACUGUCACUCACAGAUUUUUGAUAUCUUUUCUAGAUUCGCCAAAAUCUCAAUGGGUCUUUUCCUCAUUGGACGCCGUUCAUGUCAUCCUUACUUAACUUAUUAGGUCAAAAAAUUCCUAAAUAACCCCGAAAAACUUUUCAGCACAAGUUGCCAUUCGAAAAAGCGACGCUCGCCUUGAUGCUCAUCGCCUGUCUUUUGGAAAUCGCCGGGAUAAGUUCAGAUUUUCCAAACUACUCAUAAUAUAUUUAAAAGUUCAGUAUGUUUCUGCGGAUUAUUUUCUCCGAGAAUGCGGCUGGCCUUCCCCGCAGUGACAGUGACUUCACUGGCUUUCGGCGCGAUUUUCGCAGCCGUUUUAAUUUUUGGAAUCCGGAAUUCCUACAAAGUUGGUAUGUUUCUGAAUGCAAUAAUUUCUGGAAAAAUCAAGAUUUCAAGCCUACAUGCAGUCGACAACUUUCGAGCUUCUGGCCAACGUCCGUCUCGGCUAUUCCUAUUGGUUGGCCGUUGUUGGCGGGAUUUUUAUGCUUUUCGCGACUGGAAUUACUACAGGAUUUCUUGGGGAACCCGAAUCUCAACAUUUGCACCAUUGA